Messenger RNA from Trichoderma virens Gv29-8, 4143 nucleotides. RefSeq lists its product as uncharacterized. Gene Ontology annotation, cellular component: nucleus. Gene Ontology annotation, molecular function: histone H3K9 demethylase activity; histone H3K36 demethylase activity. The record is from RefSeq and is a predicted model, not a curated record. The transcript has 4 exons. Lineage: Eukaryota; Fungi; Ascomycota; Sordariomycetes; Hypocreales; Hypocreaceae. The coding region runs from base 1 to 4143 and encodes 1380 amino acids. Gene Ontology annotation, biological process: chromatin remodeling.
AUGUCAGACGUCGCCAGCGUCCCAGAGCCGUCGGAGGCGCUGAAGGAGCAGGUCAACGACCAGAUCGAGUGCGCCAAGCAGCCCGCCUUCUUGCACUCGCCGCCCGAUAGCAACGAUGCCGGCAAGUCGGAGUCGAGCGACUCGGAGCUGAGCGACCUCGAGGACGAGCCGCCGCUGGAAGAUGCGCCGAUGUUCCCCCCGGAUCUCGGCGUUGAGGACGACAUUGGCGACAUCCUGCCAGACCAUUGGUCGUCUGGCAACGUGCCCGUCUUCAAGCCGACGAUGGACCAGUUUAAGGAUUUCAAGCGUUUCAUGACAAAAGUCGACAGCUAUGGAAUGAAGUCUGGUAUUAUCAAGGUGAUCCCGCCAGACGAGUGGAGGGAUGCGCAGCCCCCCCUGGACGAUCUCGUAAAGCAGGUCCGAGUCCGCGAACCAAUCAAGCAGGACAUCAUGGGGUCCAACGGAACCUACCGCCAAGUCAACAUCCUCCAUGGGCGAUCCUACAACAUACCGCAAUGGAGGCAGCUUUGCGAACAGAGCGAGCAUCAGCCUCCCGCCAGGCGUGGAGAGAGACGUGCAAAUGCAGACAAGCCUAGGCCCACGCGAGCUCGCCCUGCUGCUCCCAAGGGUGCGAAUGCCACUACUGCCACCGCCGCCGCCGCCACCCGGGGGGCUCGAGGGAGAGGACGACCGCCCAAGGGUAAGGGCAGGCAAAAGAAGAGUGAGGAGAGUCGGCCCAUGACUCCCGUCUCGCCAAAGGUUGAGGCUGAAGGCGAAGGUGCAGAAGAGGAAGUGAUGGACUCUAUCGAAAAGGAGCUGGGCACUGAGGUGGACUAUGAAGAGGAAGAUGAUCAACCUACCGUCCGCAGAAUGGGUGGCGUUAGGCCUGCCAAGCCAAAGAUUCAAUCAACUUCGGCACGUCGAAAAUUCAGCCGUCGAGAAGCCUCUGCUGUCAUCGAUGAGGCUGCCUUCAAGGAUUUCGAUUAUCGGAUGGACAUCUCCGAGUACACACCCGAGCGCUGCGAAGAACUAGAGAGAGUGUAUUGGAAAACCUUGACAUAUGCUCAACCACUAUAUGGCGCUGAUCUAAUGGGCACGCUUUUUGAUGAAAGGACCGAGAAUUGGAAUCUGAACAAGUUACCCAACCUUCUGGAUGUUCUCGGCACAAAGGUCCCCGGCGUCAAUACGGCAUAUCUCUAUCUUGGUAUGUGGAAGGCGACGUUUGCGUGGCAUCUCGAGGAUGUCGAUCUUUACAGUAUCAACUAUCUUCACUUUGGCGCUCCAAAGCAGUGGUACAGCAUUUCUCAGGCCGACGCUCGACGAUUUGAGACUGCCAUGAAGAGCAUCUGGCCCGCUGACGCCAAGGCCUGCGAUCAGUUCCUCAGACACAAGGCUUUCCUCAUCUCACCGCAACACUUGCAACAGCAUUAUGGCAUCAAAGUCAACAAAGUUGUUUCAUAUCCCGGCGAGUUUGUCGUCACCUACCCCUAUGGAUAUCAUUCCGGCUAUAAUCUGGGAUACAACUGCGCCGAGGCGGUCAACUUUGCUCUCGAUUCCUGGCUUGAGAUGGGAAAGAUUGCCAAGAAGUGCGAAUGUGCUCAGGCCCAAGACAGCGUAUGGGUCAAUGUCUAUGAGAUUGAACGUAAACUACGCGGAGAGGAGACUGAGUACGAAGAGACGGAAGAGGAAGAUGAUGAAGACGAUGACGAAGACGACGACGAGCUUUCCGGACUUCCGACUCCUCCUGCUGGCCACGGCGUGAAAUUCAAGGAUGCGAACCGCAAGAGAAAGCGUGGCAAGGCAGACAAGGGGACCAAAGUCAAGGUCAAGAAGAUUCGACUGCGGCUCAAGGUCAAGGUAGAGCCGCCUUGUUGCCUCUGCCCCAACGAUGUCCCGAACCUGGAAUUUCUGCCAACCGACGACGGCAGAAAAGCCCAUCGUCUAUGCGCUCUCUACAUUCCCGAGACAUACAUCGAUACAGUGGAUGGCAAAGAAAUCAUCUCUAACGUUUCCGCCGUGCACAAGGAUCGGUUAGAUCUCAAAUGCCUGUUCUGCCGAUCGAAGCGCGGGGCGUGCUUCCAGUGUUCUCAGAAGAAAUGCGCGAGGGCCUAUCACGCAACGUGCGCUGCAGCUGCCGGAGUGUUUACGGAGGAGCAGGAGGUUCCCGUAUUUGGUGAAGACGGGACGGAAUACAAAGAGCAGGCCUUUGAGUUUAGCUGUCGCUUCCACCGCACCAAGCGCGAUAGGAAGCUGGAUGGUGAUGCUUUGGAAGAAGACUCUCGCAUUCUCAAGGCUGCAGAGGCCCUCCAAAAGGGAGACAUCUGCCAGCUGCAAUAUCACAAGGGCGAAAUCUUUGCCGGAAUGGUGGUGGAAAAUCGGCCAGACGAGCGAAUGCUGCUAAUCGACCUUGUUCCCAAUGGCGACCGACUAGAGGUUGAGUGGAAAUGGCUGCUGCUUCCAGAUCCAUCCGACUACCACCUACCCAAGGCGUCGGCCAAUGCCAUCCCAUUGCCCUCUUCCCAAAAGGCAAAGGAUAAGCUCAAUGCCAAGCGCCAUCAGGGCGAUGACAAGCCACGAAAGGGCGAUCCGUUUAUUGAGGGAGACUAUUCUUGGGCGGAGUUCCACACCAGUGAAGUCGCCAUCCAGAAGGCCAAGGUCGAUUUUAGCAAGCAAGACCAGAUCUGGUAUUAUCUUGGAAAGCCUUCGACCGAGGCCAGAGCUCAGUAUACCGAAGAUCCGUCGAAACCACGGCACAACCCAAAGGGCAAUUUCCUGGACACACUUCCGAAACCCCCCAAACCUGUGCCUGCGCGACCGGUAUAUCAGCAGAGAGCUUAUGGAGUUCCUGGCCAAUUCGCUCACACGGGUGUUUUUGCGGGCCACAUGAUGACGCCUACGAACGCUGCGGGCUUAGAAAGGCCAUACGUCUACCAACCAAGAACCUCUAUGGGCUAUACUCACCAACUUCCCGGAACCUACUCAUUCCAAGGGACUAACGCUGCUCCGCCUCAUCCUCCUCCCGCUCACCAUCAGUAUCAACCAUAUCCAGGACAGCGAUUUGACCAUAUGGCGAGACCAAACGUGAUGCCUCAAACUCACGCACGACCGCCGCCACCCCUACCGCCACAGCCCCAAUCUUCUUUCCCAGCAUCAUUGACGGCAAGGUCUUCGGCAACUCCCUCAAGUUAUAGGACUGCUCCAGCUACCCAAGGCCCGCAGCAAUAUGGCAAACCCACUUGGCAAGUUCACUCGUCGGUAUAUCAAAAGUACCCUUUUUUCCAAGUAAAUCACAAUAGAGAGGCAUCCAAAUACCGAACCCCUUAUUCGCCAUGGGGCGGAUUCACCAAUGGUUACGAAGGCGAUUUGAGAGCGCACCUGCUGUCAAAUCAAAAUGAUCUUCUCCGGCGGGCAUCUUUGACAGCAAUGUCUCCAGUGAGCACCUCAGGGCCAUACCAGGCCUCGCCUUCUAGAAUUGCACCACACAGUGGCCCGGUUGUCUCCUCAGCACAGCAGACAGGGCCGUCAGCGCAACAAACGGCUUCCACGCUCCCUGCGCCAAUAUUAGGAACGGCUAGCCACCAAUACCAUCCGGCGAUCAAAGCCCAGUAUAGGAAUCUGGUCCAGCCGCCCAGCAAGCCCAAGCCAACCCCAGCCCCCAAGUCGUACAAGGUUGGCUUACCCGCAGCUAUCAGUUUGUCUCUGAAAUCGACUAAAUCCGCAAUGCAGGUUCCGUCCAAACAAUCUCCAGUGCCUUUACCAGCAAACUUCUUGGCCGCCAUGACCUCGUCACCUGGUACUCCUGCGCCAUCCUCUACUAAGAAUUCGCCUCUUCCACCGGCAAGCCCCCAAGCCGCCUCUCCCAGCACAAAAGCCGCUGCUGCAGCACCAAUUAUUGAAACUCCAAAUGGCGCUUCCCAUAAUGUAAUUCCAGACAUGAAAAUAUCCGCAGCUUCAAUAAUGCCAACUAUCACGACUAAUAGACACGCUGGGGAUGGCCAAAACCCUCAGUCCAGUCGCACGAAAUAUACAACACAUCAUCAACCCGAAGGGUUCCCAGACGUUCCGGGCUGCGAAUCUAUGGAGUUUGUCGAGCGAAUGAUGGAAAAUCUGAGGAAAGCAUCCCAGCGACGGCCUUCAAACUGA